Molecule: messenger RNA, 1130 nt
Organism: Microcebus murinus (gray mouse lemur)
Lineage: Eukaryota; Metazoa; Chordata; Mammalia; Primates; Cheirogaleidae
Gene: DEMA1
Product: chromosome 3 C2orf74 homolog
Source: RefSeq, a predicted model, not a curated record
CUAUGAUGUCACUGAAGAGAGAAGAAUGGGGAGCUGGGCUCAGCUCCAGCUGCUCCGAUUCCUCUCUCCUCUGGAUUUUGAUAGUUUUUGGGGUGAGGGGAGGUGAACUGAGUGAUCACACGUGUCCCAGCUCAGUCUCCCCUCCGGCCACCUCAGCCCCCACCAAAUUUAUGGAGAGAAAUUAGCCAGUAAAACUUAAAGAACAAGAGAACUACAUUCAAACUGAGCUGGAAAAGAAUAUUUGGACAAUCUGUGAUUGUGACAGUAGAUAAGUCUUCUAGCUAACCCUAUGAGCUUUGAAACCACAGCAAUCACCUUCUUCACCAUCCUUCUAAUUUGCCUCAUUUGCAUCCUCAUUUUAUUGGUGGUUUUUUUAUAUAAAUGUUUCCAAGGCAAGAAAAAUGAUGAAGUAGAAAAACCUCCUUGUACAGAUGCUAACAGAGGUGUAGACUGUGUACCUGCCAAUGUGGAGACGAAUAAUCUAGGAGACAAUGGAAAGGACAUAAUGCAAAUCAUGCCAGUGAGGCCUGGCAUUCUUGUCCAGAGACACAGUAAGGAAGUGGUGACCCUACCCUCAGUACGUGGACAGGAUGAGGAUGCAGAAGAAGACCAAGUAAAAGAGGAGGCUGAAAAUGCUGAAGAAAAUGAUCAAGAGAAUGGCAAUUUGCGGAAAACAACCACACCUCUCAGUAGGUCUCAUUCAACUACUGAAAGCCAAAAAAGACCUUUAAAAGGAGUGACAUUUUCUAGGGAGGUAAUUGUCGUGGAUCUUGGGAAUGAAUACCCUACACCUCGAAGCUACACCAGAGAACAUAAAGAGAGAAAAUGAAGCUCAAAAAAAGCUAAGAGUGAAAGAAAGUGUAACCUUUGACUAACAUUGAAAUGACUGAGGGUACAAAAUCAUGUUGAAACAGCAAAAUAAUGGGGAAUUAAGCAAAUACAGAUAGUAUUUUACCUUUGUCUAGAAAGAAGUGAGUCACAUGCAAAAUUCUGUAAGUAAAAUACUCAGAGCUUGAAUAUAGUUUUUUAAAAAUCAAAUGAGUUCAAGAAAUUGAUUGUAUUAAGUAUCCUUAAAACUCUGUCUACUCAAACACUGUUCUAACAUGUGAAUAAAGUUAUUUGUGUUUGUG